Papilio polytes (common Mormon) is the source of this 2302-nucleotide messenger RNA. RefSeq names its product insulin-like growth factor II. The coding region runs from base 294 to 824 and encodes 176 amino acids. Gene Ontology annotation, cellular component: extracellular region. Gene Ontology annotation, molecular function: hormone activity. The record is from RefSeq and is a predicted model, not a curated record. Lineage: Eukaryota; Metazoa; Arthropoda; Insecta; Lepidoptera; Papilionidae. The transcript has 6 exons.
GCGCAGCGUGCUCGGCCGCACAGCGUGACCGGCGCCCGAGAACGACGCUAGAGCGUGCGGUGCGACAGCGACACGUCUGCGGCCCGCUCCACUCCCGCGCCGAUACCGCACUGCUAUUGCGGCUCGACCGUCUCGCGAACUCUGUGCCACUCGUUAUACCGUGAUACGAACCGCGAAGAUCGCUCCUGUGCCGUAUUACCGUGCUACCGUGCUGCAGAUCGAUCAGCUGGCGACGAUCGCGACCGCAACCGCGCUCUAUACGUACGCUACUAGCUGCAUGCAAAGAUAUAAAGAUGUUGUUUUUGCGGCGGGUGCAGAUGGCUCUGCUGGUGUUUGCGGCGGGGGCGGCGAUGUGCGGGCGCGCGGACGCGGCCAGCGCCGCCAUGAAGCUGUGCGGCCGCAACCUCGGGGUGAUUCUCAGCAGGGUGUGCAGCGAAUACAACAGCCCCGCAUGGGAUGUACCCACAGUGAUCGAGCAGACGGCGGGGGUGGUGAGGCGAAAGCGGGAAACCGGAAUCGUGUACGAGUGCUGCACGCAAGGCUGCACCUAUGAACAUCUCUCAGAGUACUGCGCCACUACUGUUAAAGCCACUUCAGAAACCUCGGUGGAUUCGCACAUGAUCGAGGACCGAUGUCGGUGCCGCGGCCGACGCUCACGCCGGCGGCGCCCAACCCUCAUGGGUAACAUGCACAUCAUAAAAAGUGCAGCGCGCGCUGCGCCCGUGGUGGGCACCGUGUCACCCCUCCUGACUUGGGGCAGAACCCUAAACACUGACUUGCCAACGGUCGACAACGACCGCUACGCAUAUGUUAUAUAUGCCUAAAGGACAAGGAAUGAAAACAUUCGGACAAGAUGAAAUAUCCACACAUGUAUCUAUGGAACUUCAAGUGGCUACUUUGUAGAAGUUUGUGACAUCAUUAACAUGAGAAUGUCACGGAUGAAGUGAUGAGAAUCAGUUAUCGUCCAAGCGUUUUAUAUUUAAGUGUGCAUUUAUGUUGACGUAUCUGUUUGCGAGUAUAUUUGUUUGAAUUUAGCUUAUGAAAAUCUCAUGUAUAGCUAAUGAUAUUCUGGAAAUGCUUUUAAAUUAUGUAUGCCUGUCUUUAGAAUUUUAAACCUGUUGUGAAACAUGUGUCAUGAUACUGCAGCUAGUCAGUGAGCUAAAAACACCAGUAAAAUAAUAUCGAUUUAAUUUAAUACAGAAACUAUGGUCAUAAUGCAAUAUAUUUAGAUUUUAUCACGAUCAGUUUUAAAAGUGUACCUAGAUUCACGAGUUUCCAGCGCUGAAAACGCGUACAAAAAUGUAGUGGACAAUUUUUUAAGGACAGUGAUUUUGUACAAAUUGGACGUUCCGGAAAACUGUCUAAAGGCCACUUUGGCCAUAUCAAUAUUUUGAUACACCCUGUAAAAUGUAUUGAAUUCUAAUAACCCAAGCUUAGAGAAUUCUUACCUAUUUUUAUAAAAGAAUUUGCAUAGUCUUGUACCAUAAUUCACUUAUAUAUAUUUAUUUAUUUAUCUGAUAGGUCUUUUAACACAUAGUCUACAAUUAUGUUUGUCAUAAUACAUUCUCUAUAAUGAAUUACAACUCAGCAUCGAGAAAACUUUAGAUUAUAACAUUUUUUUAUCUCACAAACAUCACUAUAGUAUGUUUAGUACAAAUUGACUUGUUUUAAAAAUUAAAGAGAUUAUAGGAAAUAAUUUGGUACAAUCAGACAAAGCAUAACUUAUAAUAAGUUAGCUAUUAACUAUAUUUCAUUUUAACAACGGCUAAAUUAGAGGAACUUCAAAUUCUACAUAUGUCGGAAUAUUUUAUUAUUAAUUUUGUGAUAGUUUUACGAUAAAAUGAAGUUAUCUAGUAUAAUGUUUGUAGUUGCUGUUUGUAGUUAUGUGAAACAGAGUGUUAUGCCAAAAAAAAAUCUGAAUUUAUGAUUUUUAGUAAUGUGUUUGUCUAUGGUGGAUAAAUGUUGUUGCAUUGAAAUGAAAUAUAGUUAAAUUUUAUCUGUAGGUAAAUGUAAGUUAUGGCCUACAUGUAACGCUUUAUUACACCAUAAUAGUAAGCUGUGUUUAAGUUAUAAUUUUUGUGUUAAUGUAACAUCUACCAUAUAAGAUUAAAAGAUCUCUUAAGCAUCUGUGAUAAAUCCAAUUGAUUAAAUAAAACAUUAACUUAUAAACUAUUUUAGUUAUUACUAAAUACCACAAUUAGAAUAAAGUAUUUCCUUGCCAUGUUAGAAACUUUCUUAUUAAGUUAAAGUAGGAAAAAGUGACUGAAUUAAUGGAUGCUGUAUUAAAUCUUUCAUUUCUUUC